This is a messenger RNA of Myodes glareolus (Bank vole), 2488 nucleotides long. RefSeq names its product kelch repeat and BTB domain containing 4 (gene Kbtbd4). NCBI's taxonomy places the organism in Eukaryota, Metazoa, Chordata, Mammalia, Rodentia, Cricetidae. The record is from RefSeq and is a predicted model, not a curated record. Gene Ontology annotation, molecular function: protein binding.
UUCUGGGUUCUAAGUUCCACGCCGCUGCCCCGCUCCCGAGCUUUUGAUAAGGGAGGGGGAGGAGAAGACGACGGUUUCCUUGGAGACCGUUUCCUAGGCGACUCAAGGUGGCGCGGUCGAUUGCACAGGGUUAUGGACUUACUUGUGCCCCCGGCCGGGGACGGCUGGGCUUUCUGGAGCUUAUUUAGGAACUCACUGGAGCGAGUGGAUAGUUGACUGCUAUGGAGUCGCCAGAGGAGCCUGGAGCGUCCAUGGAUGAAAACUACUUUGUGAACUAUACUUUCAAAGACCGAUCUCACUCAGGCCGAGUGGCUCAGGGAAUUAUGAAACUGUGUUUAGAGGAGGAACUCUUUGCUGAUGUCACCAUUUCAGUGGAAGGCCGAGAGUUUCAGCUCCACCGGCUGGUCCUGUCAGCUCAGAGCUGCUUCUUCCGAUCCAUGUUCACGUCUAACCUGAAGGAGGCUCACAACCGAGUGAUUGUGCUACAAGAUGUCAGUGAGUCUGUUUUCCAGCUCCUGGUUGAUUAUAUAUACCAUGGGACUGUGAAACUUCGAGCUGAUGAGCUGCAGGAAAUUUAUGAGGUGUCAGACAUGUAUCAGCUGACAUCUCUCUUUGAGGAAUGUUCUCGGUUUUUGGCACGCACAGUACAAGUGGGAAACUGCCUUCAGGUGAUGUGGCUUGCAGACAGGCACAGUGAUCCUGAGCUCUACACUGCUGCCAAGCACUGUGCCAAGACCCACCUGGCCCAGCUGCAGAGCACAGAGGAGUUUCUCCACUUGCCUCAGCAUUUGCUCACUGAUAUCAUCUCAGAUGGGGUUCCGUGCUCCCAGAACCCAACCGAGGCAAUAGAAGCCUGGAUCAAUUUCAAUAAAGAAGAAAGAGAGGCUUUUGCAGAGUCACUCAGGAGUAGCUUGAAGGAAAUUGGGGAGAAUGUGCACAUUUACCUUAUCGGGAAAGAGUCAUCUCGCACCCAUUCGUUGGCCGUGUCCUUGCACUGUGCAGAAGAUGACUCCAUCAGUGUAAGUGGCCAAAACAGCUUAUGCCACCAAAUCACUGCAGCCUGCAAGCAUGGUGGAGACUUGUAUGUAGUGGGAGGGUCUAUCCCACGACGCAUGUGGAAAUGCAACAAUGCCACCAUUGACUGGGAGUGGUGCGCUCCUUUGCCCCGGGACCGCCUCCAGCAUACUCUGGUAUCUGUGCCUGGGAAAGAUGCCAUAUAUUCACUGGGUGGCAAGACACUUCAGGAUACCCUCUCCAAUGCAGUCAUCUACUAUCGGGUAGGUGAUAAUGUGUGGACAGAAACAACUCAAUUAGAGGUGGCUGUAUCUGGGGCUGCUGGUGCCAACCUCAAUGGAAUCAUCUACUUACUAGGGGGCGAAGAGAAUGAUCUAGACUUCUUUACCAAACCUUCCCGACUUAUCCAGUGCUUUGACACAGAGACUGACAAGUGCCACGUGAAGCCCUAUGUAUUGCCCUUUGCAGGCCGCAUGCAUGCAGCUGUACAUAAAGAUCUGGUGUUCAUUGUAGCUGAGGGGGACUCUCUGGUGUGCUAUAAUCCCCUUCUAGACAGUUUCACUCGGCUCUGUCUUCCCGAGGCCUGGAGCUCUGCCCCAUCCCUCUGGAAGAUUGCUAGCUGUAAUGGAAGCAUCUACGUCUUCAGGGAUCGAUAUAAGAAGGGAGAUGCCAACACCUAUAAGCUAGACCCUGCUACUUCAGCUGUAACUGUCACAAGAGGCAUUAAGGUGCUGCUUACCAAUUUGCAGUUUGUGUUGGCCUGAGAUAGUAAUGGGAGCAACAGCUGAGUCCUUUGCCCUCCCCUCUUCUGUGCAUCCCCAGUCAAAUCUGAAAUUCCCCCAGUUCAGAGUAAUGUGUUAGUUUGGUAUAGAUGAGGAAGGCAGAGCCUCAGCCCAUCCCCAGGCUCAUGUGGGGCUCUGUUUAGCUAAGGCUUUUCGCACUACAGCUGUUCAGGUGGUUGCUUCAACUCUGCCAUGAUCCCCUCUGAUCCCGUGCCUCACUUCAGACUGCUUAGAGUCAGCCUUUUUUCAGACUUCGGCAUAACCUCCCCUUAUCAGAUCAGUGUUAAUAGAAGCGCCUUGGUUCCUAUGCAGGAAGAAAGAGGCCCAUUCCUGUUUGUCUACAGCCAUCAAAGUGACUAGCUGUCACUUUUCCACAAAGAAUUAAGUAUUGAGAGUUUUCUUUCAGGAUUUGGAGGGGAUAAUGGAUUAAGCUAAAAAUGUACUUCACCAGCAAGAAGCAACUCUAGAAUUCAGGACGCUCCUUCUAAUGUUUUCUCAUCUGUCAGGAAGGAAACUUUGGUUUGAUUUUUGGCUUAUAGAAACAGAUAAGCCAGAAAGUAGAAACAGUUAUUUCUGAUUAAUAGCAGAAACUGUUUUCCAAACUCAAAUAUAAGCUAUCUCUGGUCUUUUAAAAGCUCCAAGCUAAAUCAAGAGUUAGGAACUGUUCAUACAAAUAAAAGUUUUUGAAGUGA